CUGCUCUGCCCACUGCCAUAGCGACAACUAAUUUAAUAAUCUGUGCUUUGUAUACAAACAAUCUAUAAUGGGGGUAACAGUCUUGCAGCAAUAUCCGGUGCCAGAGAACAAGACCGGCACAUACGUAGUGGAGUUACUUACAAAGCGUAUCUUAGCAUUAGGGGCGACACAACAAGGACAGUUCCUGGUUGAUUGCGAGAGUUAUUUAUCACAUCCACUCAUGGGUACAACAAAAACAGUACAUAUAUUACACAACUCUGAGCAGCCUGCGUCUGUCUUCUCAAUCCUUGAAAGUGGCACGAAAAAUAUUCACGUCAUAGCUGACGGACUAUUUGACUUGUUAAUGAUGAAGUUGUCUCAGCAUUAUACUUCUAAGAAACAAACCAAGAUUGAGAGCAAAGGACCUAGGUUUGAGCUCGGAGAUUUCUGUGUGAAGCUCGGAUCAGUUACUAUGAAUCAGAAUUUUAAAGGGAUUUUGAUUGAGGUAGAAUACAGACCAUGCGUAAUGGCUAAUGCGGUCUGGGGUCUGCUUCGAGAGUUCCUUCAAGGAUUGUUAGGGCCAACUGUUCCGGUCCAACCUCCUCAGCAUCUAAUAAGCAGAAUGAACGAAAUAUACACUCCAAUAGACACAAUAUAUCAGUAUUUAGAACAUUUCAGUGCUUACAGAAAGACUACAGGGAUGAGAACGACAUGAACUAAGUUGACUGUUUUGUGUUUUUUUAUUAAAUAAAUAUGUACAUUUUA
Molecule: messenger RNA, 744 nt
Organism: Bombyx mandarina (wild silkworm)
Lineage: Eukaryota; Metazoa; Arthropoda; Insecta; Lepidoptera; Bombycidae
Gene: MED20
Product: Mediator complex subunit 20
Biological process (GO): regulation of transcription by RNA polymerase II
Cellular component (GO): mediator complex
Molecular function (GO): transcription coactivator activity
Source: RefSeq, a predicted model, not a curated record